AUGAAGGUGCUACUGUGUCCUGCUGCUCUUCUCCUACUAAUGGCUCCUUUCAGUCUGGAGCUGUGUCAUGGUGCCAAGGUGCUGAUCAUGCCUACCGUAGUCUUUGACAGCCACUUGCGAGUCUUCAUGAGAGUGGCAGAGGCAUUGACUGAUCGGGGCCAUGAUCCUGUGCUACUUCUUCAUGAGGGUCGGGAUGUGGAAACCUACCUGCCAGGCUUCCGCAUACAGAGGUACUGGGGCGUCUUCAGCAUGGAGAGCGCGGACGCCUGGGUGCAGGAGAAGAUAAAGCGUGUCUUCCAAGGGAAGAUGACCUCUCUGGAGGUGUUCUCCUUUCUGGAGAAGUACCUGGAAAACUGUGACCUAGUUCUGGGAAACUCUACCCUUCUGCAGAAACUCCAGCAUGAGCGCUUUGACCUGCUGUUGGUGGACCCCAAUGAGAUGUGUGGCUUUAUCCUGGCCCAUCUCCUCCAUGUCAAAUACGCUGUGAUCUCCACUGGUUUCUGGUUCCCAGCAGAGAUUGGUGCCACUUCCCCCAUUGCCUAUGUCCCUGAGUUCAACUCCCUGAUGACAGACAAAAUGAGCUUCUUUGGCAGGACUUGGAAUCUCCUGGUCUAUAUGAUCACUCGUGUGGCCACAAAGCUGGUCAUCCUGCCCAAGUUUGAACGUCUCAUGGAGAAGCACAGGGUGGAGCCCAAGACAUCCAUGUUGGACCUUGUCCAUGGAACCAGCCUCUUCUUCCUCUGUAAUGAUGUGGUGCUGGACUUUCCCCGGCCAACACUUCCCCAUGUCAUUUUCACAGGGGGGAUCCUUGCUGAGCCUGCAAAGCCCCUUUCAGUGGGUCUGCGUCUCUGGGUGGAAGCAGCAGAUGCGGGUGUUGUUGUUGUCUCCUUUGGCAUUGGGAUCCGAGCUCUCCCGAGUGACUUGGUGGAGAAGAUGGCUGGCGCGUUUGCUCGCCUCCCGCAGAGGGUCGUGUGGAGAUACUUUGGACAGAAGCCAGACAACCUGGGUGAGAAUACACUGAUGAUGGAGUGGCUGGCCCCGAAUGACCUGCUAGGCCAUCCCAACGUAAAAGCCUUUGUCAGCCACUGCGGGAUGAAUGGUGUAUUCGAGGCAAUUUAUCAUGGUGUACCAGUGGUGGGGUUUCCUUUCUAUGGGGACCAGUUUGACAUCAUGACCAGAGUGCAGGCAAAGGGCAUGGGUAUCCUCAUGGACUGGAGCAAAGUAAAAGAAGAGGAUCUUUACCAGGCCAUCGUCACUGUUAUCUCUGACCCCAGCUACAGAAAAGCAGCCAAGUUCAUUUCGGCUCUGCACCGCGACACACCAAUGCAUGCUCUCAAUAGGACAGUGUACUGGCUGGAGUAUCUCCUUCGUCACGAUGGGGCACCGUAUCUUCGCCCUGCUGUCUACGACCUGUCCUUAUAUGAGUACUUCUGCCUGGACAUCUUGGCCCUUCUCUUAUUGUGCCUGGCUGGUAUUGGCUUCAUCCUCUACAAAGCUGUGGUGUGGUGCAGAAGGAAGGGGGCCAGCCCUGUAUAUCAGAAUGGCAAUUGCACGAAAUGGCACUUCACAGAAGAGAAAAAAUUGCAAUAGUGGCUCAGCAUGUUCUAGGACGUGUUUCUUCACUGUGAAAUGAACUUCUGCAGUGCCAAGAAAUGUGCGGCACACAGGCACAGAGUGAGGCGAGUGAUCAGCAGGUCUGGGUGCUGUCCUCCUGGCUGAGAGGAGAGCGGGGAGGGAAGAACAUUGCGAAGGCCUGCGUGCACACCUCUGUGUACAGCAUCUGUGGGCGGGGAGGCAAAUUCAGGCAUGGGUGGAAAUACUUGGCCAGGACGCUGGGAAUGGGGCAUGGGUAGGUAGACUUCUAGGGAGGAGUACAAGUUGCUCCCUUUAUAUUGCAUGUUGGUUUAGAUGCUGGUGUUACUCUUCUGGCUUUUUGGAUCUUCAUGGCGGUACUGGAGGUAGGAAUAGCAUCUCGUGUUUGGCAAGUACUGUUUCUCCUCUGCCCCACUGCCAAGAGCCCCAAGAGUUGGGAUUCCUUUAUGUGCUAGUGAGGACCUGAGGUAGAGCAGUGGACAGGAAAGGGCAACAAAAGUGUCAUUUGAAAGAGAAUAAAAUUGGUCUGUUUUAAGUUCUGUCUGUAAAUAUUCUUCCUGCUGCUUCCAUCAACCCUCUGCAAUCUUGUUUGUG
Struthio camelus australis is the source of this 2187-nucleotide messenger RNA. The record is from RefSeq and is a predicted model, not a curated record. Lineage: Eukaryota; Metazoa; Chordata; Aves; Struthioniformes; Struthionidae.